Desarmillaria tabescens is the source of this 888-nucleotide messenger RNA. RefSeq lists its product as uncharacterized. Lineage: Eukaryota; Fungi; Basidiomycota; Agaricomycetes; Agaricales; Physalacriaceae. Bases 1 to 888 code for a protein of 295 amino acids. The record is from RefSeq and is a predicted model, not a curated record. The transcript is spliced from 11 exons.
AUGUGCGACAGAGGCACAGCGCCCGUUGAUGAACCAGGUGACAAGCAUGUGAAGUUGACCAAUGUAUUUAAGGAUAUCACAAACACUGUGGACUGUGACCAGCGAACCACCUAUUACACCUCAGGCCAGCAAAUUAGCAUUCUUAGAGGGUCUACGUCGGAUGUAACUAUGGGAACCGAUGAUUUUUUGCUUAAAAACUUCCCCAGAGAACAUGCCGCCCUGGAUCAUGAACACGAAAGUUCCACUCAAGUUUCCUCGGGCCCUGUGUCCAAUUCCCAAGCGGCGAAGAGCACUCCAUCCGCUCUGGCUAAAAGUGUUACUCAGGGUAGCACAAAGAAUCACGGCACUGGCACGAAGAUGCGAUUAGUCGUUGGUCCCAGUAACCAGCACGUUGUGGAACCUCAGGCGGUAGUUCCAUUCAGACUUGAACAGGAGUACAGGGGUAAUAUUGACAGAGCGAGGAUGGCGUCCAAUUCUUCGACGAUGAGAAAACCCACUGAAGCCGUCCGUGUGUGGGAUAUAGAAGUCCCUUGUUUCAUCGGAACCGAGCCAUUCAAGCUAACUGAGUAUGCCAAACUUGAACCAUCAUACGCUGAUUUUGAUCCUGGCGACUGCGUUUUGGUUGCUUUCACCAUCGGAGGGUAUCAAACUCCCAAAACUGACAGCACUCCUGCUCUGAAUAGGGCAUCAUUGAACAUUCAGUUUGCUAUUUUGUUAGCCUCUGCUAAUACUGAUGAUGCAGGUCCAGCCAUGGAGCGUUUCCCUGAAGAUCUGGGGGAUGAGACAGCUCUUGGAGUUGAUGACCCUACUCCCAUGAACGUUCCAGAUGGGGAAGGCAUCGACUGGGCUGAGUCUGACGUUGAAAUUCCUGAUGGUCCUGAAUUUUAA